Molecule: messenger RNA, 477 nt
Organism: Protopolystoma xenopodis
Lineage: Eukaryota; Metazoa; Platyhelminthes; Monogenea; Polystomatidea; Polystomatidae
Source: the annotation of a GenBank genome assembly
CUUACGUUGGAGCGCGAGUUGGCCAUUCUUAUUCAGCCAUACAGGUCUUUGCGACCCAGCAUAAAUAUAGAUAGCCUCAUACAUUCUACCGGCCACAACGCAACUGUCCCUGGAUUUUCUGCUGCCACCUCGGAGGCGGCGAGCCUUGUUGGCCUUUCGCCUGCCAGUUCGCCAGCAGCAUUUCGUGAAGGUGAAGACGUAUAUCCAGGCCGCGAAAUCGCUGCUCCCUUCAAAAAUCUACAAAUAUGUCAGUCCUCGUCCUACUCCAAAUCUGUCACAACAGCUGUCUCCAUAGUUUCAUCCACACCUGCUUUAGCAUCCCGCUCCAAGUCGAGUCACUAUGCUAACGCCACAGCCCUGAUGCGCUUCUCCCCAGGGAACUCAGGACAUGCUGCAGGAAAGGCAACCAAUUCAGCAGGAACGGGGCCUCCUGAGUCAGAUUCAGGCCCAGGCUGGAAGGGAUCAUCACUUGGCUGA